AUGUCGUCUUCCCCUACCUGGUUCCGGAAAGGCAUCGACCCUGGCACCAUCAUCACCCUUGAUCAGCCCCUUCCUUCGCAAUGGCAAAUCAUGAAGAAGCUGAAUGAGUAUAAUUUUCAGCUUGACGACGCCGACCUUCGCCUUGGUCUCUGGCUGUCCCUCGCCUCCACCAAACUUCUGUGUUGCGAUCCUAUCGAUAACACAAAGCAAGCCUUUAUGCGUCUCUACCUUCAGGUCCCUUUUCGUGGUACUGAUAUAGCCGUUGCCAAUACGAGAGCUAGUCAAGCCAUAACACUCAUCCCCCAGGAGUUAAUGGCCUAUCAAGAACUUACUAAGAAAGAAUCAAGCAAUACUCCGAAGCUCUUAGGAUACCAAAUCUCCACCCAGGAUAAGUCCGGGCCAGUCCCGGGUGGCUUCGCGGUCUGGGUGGUGUGGGAGCUGGUGCCAGGGCUGCGUCUUGGCAGCAAGAUUGGGCCUGAUGCAUUUUGGGCUCUUGAUGGCCCUAAAAGAGAAGAAAUCCGCUUGUCCUUCGUGAAGGCCUUAAAGGAGCUGAAAGGAAUUGGGUAUCUCCCAGAUACGUCGGCGCUCAGUAGCCUAGUCUGGCAUCAGGAGUCAAGGACCCUUUACUUCAUCGGAUUCCGUGAUCGUAAUAUUGGCCAAUUUGACAGCUUGGUUGUUGAUGCUAAAUGGGUAGCGCGCUACGGGCUCGCCAAACCAAACUCGGAUGCAUGGCGUAAAGAGGGAUGGAAUGAGGAUACGUCGGGCUGGGAAUGGUAG
This is a messenger RNA of Aspergillus lentulus, 777 nucleotides long. Lineage: Eukaryota; Fungi; Ascomycota; Eurotiomycetes; Eurotiales; Aspergillaceae. The record is from RefSeq and is a predicted model, not a curated record.